Cyphomyrmex costatus is the source of this 691-nucleotide messenger RNA. Its product is annotated as protein transport protein SFT2. Gene Ontology annotation, cellular component: membrane. Bases 99 to 638 code for a protein of 179 amino acids. The record is from RefSeq and is a predicted model, not a curated record. The transcript has 3 exons. Gene Ontology annotation, biological process: vesicle-mediated transport. Lineage: Eukaryota; Metazoa; Arthropoda; Insecta; Hymenoptera; Formicidae.
ACGCCCAUCACGCCGAGUACGAGGAGAUUAAAGAUUUUCUCCGCAAUAUCAAAGAUGAGGAACGUGCAGUCCGAGUCCCUUUUCUAUGGAAAAAAGUAAUGGAACCUCCUUUCACAGCAGUAUCGAAAUUAUUCGAAAAAAAUCUCAACAAGACGGAGGAGAACCUAGAGAAUACAGGAUGGUUUCAAAGAUCGCAGAGAGAAUGUUGUCCUACCAUGACGAGAACACAAAGACUCAUAUCCUUUGCUGUAUGUUUUCUAAUGGGAUUGUUAUGCUUUUGUCUAUCAGCAAUUUAUAUUCCUGUUUUAUUACUUAAAGCAAGAAAAUUUGCUCUACUUUAUUCCUUAGGAAGUCUCUUCUUUCUAAUGAGCUUCUGUUUUUUAUGGGGAUCAAGUUAUAUGAGAUCAUUAUUCCUAACUGAGAAGAAGUACUUUACCAUAUUGUACUUUGCAACAUUAACAGGCACACUUUACUUUGCUCUGCAUUUGCAAUCGACUCCUUUGACAGUAUUAUGUGCUAUCUUACAGUUGAUAGCUACAUUGGCUUUUUUAAUAAGUCAUAUACCAGGAGGUACAACUGGUCUGAAAUUCUUUACAAGAAUAUUUAAAUCAUCUGUGAAAUCAAGUUUACCUGUGUGAGAAACAUUACUAUGCUUAGGAUAUAUUUUACUAGUUUAUGAUAAAAACUCAUC